Molecule: messenger RNA, 4808 nt
Organism: Vanessa atalanta (red admiral)
Lineage: Eukaryota; Metazoa; Arthropoda; Insecta; Lepidoptera; Nymphalidae
Product: probable phosphorylase b kinase regulatory subunit alpha
Exons: 20
Coding region: 113-3886 (1257 amino acids)
Biological process (GO): glycogen metabolic process
Cellular component (GO): phosphorylase kinase complex
Molecular function (GO): calmodulin binding
Source: RefSeq, a predicted model, not a curated record
UUUCAAAUGACAUAUCGAAGGAAAUAAUUAAUAACAAUAUAAAAGUAUUUAAAAAUGCUUAUCCGUCUUUCUUUAGUUCACAAAUAGAAAGUGCGUCAUUGUAUUAUCCAAAAUGAGAACCCGAAGUAAUUCGGGCGUCCGUUUAGAUUAUUAUCAAAGAGUUGUGCAUAAGUUAAUUUUAGAUCAUCAGCAACCGGUUACGGGUUUGUUUCCAGCCAGCCCUCAUAAUGACCAUGCGUGGAUCAGAGACAACCUUUAUUGCAUAUUGGCAGUUUGGGGACUGUCCAUGGCAUUCAAAAAGAUUGCCGACCAGGAUGAAGAUCGUGCUAAAACAUAUGAGCUAGAACAAAGCUGCGUAAAAUUGAUGAGAGGUCUUCUUAUGGCUAUGAUGCAGCAAAAAGACAAGGUAGAGAAAUUUAAAAGCACUCAGCACCCUCAUGAUUCUCUGCAUGCGAAGUAUUCCUCUAUAACAGGAAGAAUUGUUGUUAAGGACAAUGAAUGGGGACAUUUGCAGAUUGAUGCAAUUUCAUUAUAUCUCCUCAUUUUAGCACAAAUGACUGCAUCUGGUUUGCAAAUAGUAUUUUCUCUAGAUGAAGUUGCAUUCAUCCAGAACUUAGUUUUUUAUAUUGAAUCAGCCUACUGCACUCCUGAUUAUGGAAUUUGGGAAAGAGGAGAUAAAACAAAUCAUGGGUUACCUGAACUCAAUGCUAGCUCAAUUGGUAUGGCCAAAGCAGCUCUGGAAGCUAUGAAUGAGCUGGACCUUUUUGGUGCUCGUGGAGGGCCUUCAAGUGUCAUACAUGUCUUGGCAGAUGAGGCUCAAAAAUGUCAAGCUGUCUUGCAGUCAAUGUUGCCAAGAGAAUCUAAUAGCAAAGAGUUGGACUCCGGCUUACUAUCAAUCAUAAGCUACCCAGCAUUUGCUGUUGAUGAUCCACAGUUAAUAGCUAAAACUAGAGACACAAUAGUUUCAAAGCUUCAAGGAAAAUAUGGUUGCAAAAGAUUUUUAAGAGAUGGUCACAAAACACCAAGAGAGGACCCCAGCAGACUUUAUUAUGAACCAUGGGAAUUGCGAAUGUUUGAAAAUAUAGAAUGUGAAUGGCCAUUAUUCUUUUGUUACCUUAUAUUAGAUUAUUGCUUUCAAGGAGAUAAGGUCAAUCUUACUGAAUACAUGCAAAAGUUAGAGAAAAUAAUGAUAAGAAAAGAUGAUGGAAUAAAAUUAGUCCCUGAAUUGUAUUCUGUGCCAGGAGAUAAAGCACAUUUGGAGCAAAUAGAACCCGGCAGUCAAGAAAGAAUACCACUAGGAAGAUGUCCAUUUAUAUGGGCUCAAUCAUUAUAUAUACUAGGAAAAUUGUUACAAGAGGGAUUUUUAGCAGUUGGAGAAUUAGACCCCCUAAACAGAAGACUCUGUUCAGAAAAAAAACCAGAUGUUGUGGUUCAAAUUGUGAUAUUGGCUGAGGAUAAUGAAAUAAGGGAUAAACUGCUUGAAUAUGACUUGCAUGUUCAAACAAUCAGUGAGGUGGCUCCCAUUGAAGUACAACCAGCCAGAGUUCUCAGCCAUUUAUAUACAUAUUUAGGUCGUAAUAAAAAACUAGGACUAUCUGGAAGAAAGUCACGGGAUGUGGGCAUUCUUAGCACAAGCAAAUUGUAUUCAUUAAAUGAACGUAUAUUUGCUUUUACACCUCAAAAUUUUGACUACGAAGAGUACUACAUGACGCGAGACCCAGCGUUGCUUGCGAGCACAUUUACAGCGAACGUCGCAUUUCUUGGUAUGAGCUGGAAACAAAUGCUUGGAAGACCGACCAUCACAUUACUUGCUACACAGUACCUGUUAGAUCAAGGUAAAAUUCCCAUGGCAAUGAUAACAACAAUGAAAAAAUUGAAGUCCGGUUACAUUAAUGGUACCAGAGUGACUCUUGGAAACCUCGGCGACUUCUUAAGUACAUCUGCCAUAACUAAUUUAAGCUUCUUAGGAAGUCAGGAGGAAGGGUAUCCAGAUAAGCUGAACCCGCAAGUUCAGAGCUACCUGGAGGAGCACCUGCUGCGCUCGUUCAGCAGCCGCCUGAGCGUGCUGUCGCGCCCGUCGGGCGUGCGCCACGCGCGCGCGCUGCGCCGCCGCAUGUCCGUGCGCGGCGCCAUCAAGAAGACUCGCUCCAUCAACGUCGACUCCGAUACUCUAGGAAUGGAAGGAGAAUACGUCGGAUCCCACUUACUUGAAAGAAAACCAUCUUGGCUAGAGGUGGAACCGGGACGUAGUCCGUCGCCGGAAGAUGCAAAGAAACGCGCCUUUACCAAGGGUACGUCGACUACAAGUUUGGGAAUAACGACACCUACAAUUGAAAUCAGCAAAGAAUCGACACCUCCGCCGCCGAAAGAAGAAGGAACAGUGAAAAACGUGCUUCUACGAAAUCGAACGACAUCGGAAUCUCAAAAUAUUUAUGCUGAACAAGAAACAGACGAACUGAUCGCGAUGUUACGAGAGACGGAGAGCCUCGACGAGCAAGGAGACAUCUUGCAGUACUUGGUUGACACGCAUGGACUCGAAUUUAAUACAGGCAUGCAAGAAAACGGUAAACACGUGACUGUGAAAGACUUACUCAAGGUGCUCUACGAGAAAGCAUGCAGUCAGAAGUUGUGGGGCCUCGUGAGACACACUGCUGGCAUGCUCGGGAAGAGAGUGGAAGAUCUAGCCAAGGCCGUGACCGACUUGCUCGUGAGGCAGAAACAGAUCACCGUUGGCAUGCCGCCGAACAACGAACAUACGAUCAUUGCUCCUCUACCGGAGAAUGAACUAAGACAGCUCAUACAUGUGUCAUUACGUCGUGAAAAACAUGGAAAUGAUGAUAAAAAGGCAUAUGGUGAUGACGAAAGUACAGCCAUGUUAACCCAAGAGCUGUUGGUGUACCUCGCUAUGUUCAUACGAACUGAACCCCAGCUGUUCCUGGAGAUGUUGCGUCUGAGAGUUGGACUCAUAAUACAAGUAAUGGCAACGGAGCUCUCACGCACGCUUUCCUGCGACGGAGAGGAAGCUUCAGAACAUUUACUUAAUUUGUCGCCUUUCGAAAUGAAGAAUCUCCUACACCACAUACUCAGCGGCAAAGAAUUUGCAAUAAACAGCGCCAACUCGCUUAUUGACAUUAAGGAAAAGUUCGCUAAAAAUAAAGUUGGUCGAGGCAAUUUUUCGAUUGUGAGCAACAAGUCAAAUCGUUACACAAAGAAAUCUCAAAUUCUAUUGGAAGGUCAAGGACUCCAGGGUACCAUAGAUGAAGCACCAAUAACGGAACCAGACCGUCAAGGGCAGUGGUUAAGACGCCGACGUCUCGAUGGAGCACUAAAUCGCGUCCCGAGAGAUUUCUAUCAACGUGUGUGGGCCGUUUUGGAAAAGUGUCAAGGCCUAAUAAUACAAGGCAAGGUUCUACAGCCAAACUUGACCCAGGAGAUGACAUCCGGCGAGCUGAAAUUCGCUCUAGCAGUGGAAACCGUACUGAACUCGAUCCCGCAACCAGAAUACCGUCAGCUGGUCGUCGAGGCCCUCAUGGUACUGACAUUGGUCGUAGAGUACAAAGCGGUCAACCAUCUCGGCGGGACUAUAACAGUCGAACAUCUAGUGCACAAAGCUAACCAAAUAUUUCUAGAGGACCAGACGCGCUGCUCCGGCGACGCGACGCUGUGCUGCGCCAAGGAGGGCGCGGGGGCGGGCACGGGCGGCGCGGGGGCGGCGGGCGCGGCGGGCGCGCUGGUGUGCGGCGGCGCGGCGGGCGUGUGCCAGCUGCUGUACGACAGCGCGCCCAGCGGCCGCUUCGGCACCAUGACGUACCUGGCGCGCGCCGUGGCCGCGCUGCUGGCCGACCGCCUGCCCGCGCACGAGCCCGUGGAGUGCGCCAUCACAUAGCUCUGAUCGAACAAUCAACAACACUUCUGUGAAAUUUCACCAUUAUGAAUUGGACGUGCCCUCGUGGACAACUACAGUAGUCAUUAUUAUGUACUUUUUAUAGAAAUUGUUAAUUUUUAUAGUCAGUCAGUCUAAUAUUUGAAAUAUGGUAAAAACAAAAAGUAAUCAAUUUAUCAGAGAGAUUUAGCCAUAAUAAAAUAAAAUUAUUAUAAAAUAACUCACUCCAAACAACUACUAAUUUUAAAAUCUGUCUUUAAUACAAGUAUAAAAUAUACACAGCUAUAUAAGAACUGGUGACGGCAAAAUCAAAUAACUACCAUAACUACAACAAAGUUAUUUUAACGAAGAUUCUUUACUUGACUUAUUUAUAAUAAAGAUUCAUAUACAUUGUGAUAAAAUAUAAAAAUAAAAAAUAUUUUUAAGACUAGAAAGGUAAAAAAAUUAAAGUAAAACUAUUAAAUAAAAAUUCAAGAUUUGAGAUAAGCCAGUGCGACCAAUGUGUUAAAGUUUCUGAAAAUGAUUCUAGAAGACUCCAUAUAUUUAGGACAUUAUGAUUCAAGAUUCAUAGUAAUUAUAACAAAAUAUAAUAAAGAAUUACUCUUAUACUAAUACCUGACCUAAUUAUCUCCAACAUGGAUCAAGACUAACUUUGCUACCAAAUUGAUGCCACAUCUUAAAUUACCGCAAGGAAUAUUUUAUCUUGUGUACGAUUUUUUUUUCAGUAUUGGCUAUUUAUUUAAUUCAAAUAUAUUAUAUGUUAAAUUUUUUAUUUCUUAAAGUUUAUCAAUGUAAUGAGAUAACUUUUGAAUAAAUGUUAUUAAAAUUUAUAAUUUGUAUAGAUAUAUUAUUAUAAUUAGUAUUGUUUAUUUAAGUAUUAUUCUUGCAUGACUAUCAUUUUGAAAUAGAUGAGAAUUUUAAUAUA